UAGCUAGUUAACACACACAGGGGGUGCACACAGAGCCGGAUUACUCAACAGGGACGGAGUGAGCAUUUUAAGCAGAUAACGGGAAGGCCGCUAACUGGCACGCUUUUCCUCAUGUCGUUCUUCAAUAUGCGUGUCAAACCCGCAAAAAUACGAGGAAAGAAAAACGCAGAAGAAUCAAAGCUUUGAAGUAGUUCGACUCUCCGUUGAGUUGCCACAAGACAAGGCCGGAAACGAGGUCACUUUGCCUUCACAAUAAAAGGGUCAGGUUUUCUUUCUUUCCAAAUUUAAAUUUGCUUUAGUGGUCUGACCAUAAUUAAGCACAGUAUUUCCAAAGCAUGUUUACAAUGUAAGUGUAAUAAUUCAGAAUGCAAGAAAAGCAGACAGUAAACGUUUGGACAUUACUUUACUGUAUACACUGUGUAACAUAGUACAACAUCAUGGGGGGGCUGUGGCUUGGAGGUAGAGUGGGUGGAAGUGUCCUGAGCAAGAUACUGAACCCCAAAUUGCACCCAAAGGCUGUGCCGUGUGUGUGUGUGUGUGUGUGUGUGUGUGUGUGUGUGUGUGUGUGUGUGUGUGUGAAUGAGCAUCGGUAACUCCUUCGGACGAGCAGUUGGCGGUAAUACACCCGCCAAGUGUGAAGUCGAUCGGAUGAGGUUGUGGAGAAAAUUGAAGGACAUGCAGACAGCGACUCCUUCCAUCUCACAUUAAACAAAGGAAUCAGUCUGUCUGUAUGUGUGUGUGUGACUGCGCUCCGCAUAUCACACUUCACACUUGUUGGGUGUAUUGCUGAGGACCCGCAGGAGUGCAGUGUCGAGUGUGAAGUCGAUAGGGUGAGCGGUUCUCGACAACGCUGCAGUCAGCACUUCCGGGGGGGCCAAGCAAUCAGCCUGCCCCGAACGCGGACCCACAGAAUCCAGGAAAGGUUUUGUUUCUGAAACUUACGGUUCAAGAGUUACAGGCCAUAAUGUAAAGUUUGUUGUAAUAGUGCCACCAUCCGGCCAAACUGCACCAAAAUCGACCCUGCGCUCCCUCGGGUCCUCAGCAAGACACCCGCGUGAAGUGGUGGUGUGAAGAGACCGGAUGAACAGUUGUCAAGAAAACUUAAGGACAAACAUACGUACAGACAGACAGAGAUCCCUUCCUUAGUUAGAUAUCCAUGUGUAUAUUUUUAUUCUUUAUUUUUUACUAAUUUGUCUACAUUUGGUUUUCCUUUUUAUUUGUUGCUCAUUGUAGUGUGUGUGUGUGUGUGUGUGUAGUAAUUAUAGUGUAUUUUUUCUUACAUCCUGAGUUAUUACAUUUCCAUUGUAGAAACGUACAUUUUGCUUUGGCAAUACUGCAGGGAAUUAUAUGGUCAUGCCAGUAAAGCAAAUUUGAAUUUGAUGUAAGAGUCUAGUGAAAAUAACAGCUACCAAUCACGUCCAUUUAGCUAAUAGGUAACUGGAAACUAGCAGUAUGACCUCUAAACAGUGUUACGUCACAACCUCUGAGUUGUAUUUUGAAACUCACAACCGGAAGCCGGUAUGUGUGCGUGUGUAACUUGACGCUGGUACCUGUCAAACAGUCUGCUGGUCACCUCAGUGUUUUGCCGAAAUGCCGGCUCCAGCCUCACAGGGCUGAAGACUCACGGCAGUGCACCAGCUUUUAGAAGCGAAAUAUAUGUUGUAAUAGCUAUGUUAUGUUGUUAUAAAAUAGCAGUUUUAUACGUGACCUUGCGUUAAAGGACUGAGCACCGGCAUACACAACGUUUUUCUCUGCCGAAGAUCCGGGGGAUUUACUCUUCUCUGCAGCGCCCUGCAUUGCAACGGAAUGGGAGCUGAAUGAACUGAAAGCCGGACGUGAUGGACCAGGAACAACAGCGGGAAUAGAAGCCUGCUGUAGCCUGAUAUAGUGCUCAACGCCAGCAUGACCUACAUACCACAGAGCUUAAUGGCCUGUCUUCAGGACAUCUCUGCUGUAUGGACACAUUAGACAGUAACUAACGUCCUGUUCAACCUUGUAACACAGUAACAAGUGACCUUCAUUAUUAUUUGCUACUGCAGAACUAUGCAUAACAAGACACCUGAAUGUGCAUAUGACUGAACAAAGAGACUCAUCCAUGCCGACCAUGUCCUAUGCAAAAAAGGGGAACAAGAUAAACUGCAUGAAAAACAUUGUGCUGGAUCUUUUGCUGACCUUUUGUAACGCUCUGGGGUCAAGAGGAAAUCAAAAGGAAAAACUAACCAAGCGGGUGGCCUGAGGCUGCUGAAUACUACACUCUCCCUGCCAUUUUCUCUCAGUGUACUGCCGGACUCUGCACCAGCUCUGCUCUUUGGAUUAGCGUACAGCUCAUGAGGCCUGCAAUGGAGCCGGGAUCAAAGGUCCAAAGAAGAGCAGGGCUGAAAGGCAGUUUCUAGCCGGAGCAGCCUGCAGAUGCCUUAUCUACUCAGCAAGAGAUUGUAUGGUGGUGAUCACUAAUUAUGCUGUGGUCAGCAAUAAAGUCAACAGCCAAGCAAUAAAAACUGAAGUGCUUUGCAGGAAAAGUCAGAUCCAAAUCGACAUUUUUAGCUGUCAGCAACAUAAACUGUCGCCACUAUGCUUCUGAACUGCGGUCAGCAGCUACCUCUUCUGAGGCAUACGGACGUGCCGCCUCGGGUCAUAGAAAACUUCAUCCUGACUGGCUACCGCUUCCCAAACUACAGCCUGAGGGAUUGCUUACUAUCAGCAUUCAGGCCCACCAAUGAAACAGGCAACUUCUGGACACACUUCCUCGCAGUUUUCAUUUUUUCAUACUAUUUUGUGGAGGUGUUUGGUUGGGAAGGUGCACCACCUGGUGACGCCCCGUUCUUCUAUCCGUUGUGGAACUACUUUAUUGGGGUGUUCUGUCUCCUAAUGGCUAGCAGCAUGGCCCACCUGCUCAACUCAAUGUCUCUGGUGGUAAGAGAAGUCUGCUUCUUCGUGGACUACGGGACUAUCAGCUCCUACACGGUUGGCUCAUCGUUGGCGUACUACUACUAUAUCCACCCUCGGGCAGGGAUAGUGGAGACAGGAGGCCACAAUGGCUCCCAUAUGGACUUGAAAGAUGACGCUGCAGGGGCUUUUACAUCAUCCUAUGCAAUUCCAGAGUUCAGUGUGUUCUUUGAGACCUUCUAUAUCCCGUGCGCAUGUGUUGUAGCAAUCAUUUGCGUCUUAUCUUGCUGCAAUACUCGCCAGAGGUGGAGGCAGCAUCGAUACAUCAUCCGAACCUUUGUUUUCCUCCUCCCGUUCAUCAUCUCUUCCACACCGGUCUUCUACCGCCUCCUCACCAGAUCACCUUAUUCCACCACCUCCUCCUCCUUCGUUGCUUCCACUUCCACCUCCAGCUUCUUCUAUCGCCACUGCCUCUGGCUGCUGGUAUCAGCCGUCUUCAACAUCAGCAAGUUCCCAGAGCGGCUCGCCCCGGGUCGCUUUGACAUCUGGGGGCACAGCCACCAGUGGUUCCACUGUUGCACAUUUUUGUCCAUCCUCGACGAACUCCACAUGAUCAAGGCUGAGGUGAGGGCAAUCCUGCUCAGCCCGAGUCUGCUGCUGCCCUCUGCCACCCUCUCCCACCUACCUGGACCUACCAUAGCUUCCACCUACGGGGUGAUGCUCUUCCUCCAGACCACCAUCGUCUCCAUCAUUGUGUGGUUUUCCUGGCAUGCAAACUGCAUCUACGGACCCCAGAGAGACCAGCUAGCAAAGGAACACCCCAAGAAACACCUAAAAUGUCACUGAUCACAAAGACAAAUUUUUUUUAUCAUCCAAACUGUGAAGGAAUAUUUGCACAUGCAUACAGAGCCAUGCCACAAAGAGAAGCGCACAAGUAAAACAAUAUUUCCCUUCUGAUUUCCUCAUAUGUUCCAACCCCUUUGAGAGCGUUUGUCAAGCUUUCACAAGGGGAAAUUGGGGACAACGGGAGCUGAAUGGAUUAUAUUCUGAGCUCACCACAGGGUGGCUGUCUGGUUGAGUGAAUAUUGAAAGACCUUGCCAGUUCUUUCCCCUGAGCUGCUCCAGCAUGUUCCAACAGGAUGUCUGAGCAGUGGGAAUAAUUACAACCUGUACACUUGAGGACAGAGGAAAGGUGUUGGUACCCAGGAGAACACAUGUUCCGUAUAACAUUUGGGUAAUGUGGCUUAAAUGUCAGCAUGACCCUUUACAGAAGUUGCUGAUGUGUUGUCUAUUGUCACGUAGUUCCUUCUGUUGCACUUCCCCUUCCUCUGACCGUAAACUGUAUCUUUCUAUGCCAUGGUUGCAGUUGAACCCAUUGUUUCACAUGGAAUUAAUCCUUUUUUCUGACCUUUGUUACCCAUACCUUCUCUUACUCUGACUUACAUAAAUGCUCACACGCAAUCUCAUUUCCUCUCUUUCCAAGUGAUCCUUGCAGCAGGAAGUGUGGUGGCCUUGACGACGCAACAGAAAUAGCUGAGAGCUCAUAUCAGUCGUUCAGUAAAACGCUUUCAGGGGGUCGGUCAAACUGGCUCUGUCAUUAAGAAGCCAUGCUCGCUUUUUAACCUCAAAGGACGUGCAACUUUUCUGAAGCAUAAAAUGAUGUCCUGCGGACAUGUUCUGUGGGGUUAUUUAAAUGUGAAAUGUAUUCAUAGGGCAGUGAAUACAUCUGCUGUAUGUAUUGUUUUCAUUACACUGAUGACUAGUUCCCCAUAGAUUAUGUUCACACUGUUUAAAGUGCUCUAGUUCAGAUUAAAUGUGAUGUAAAUGUGAUGUUUUCUAAUCAGUGUGAAAAGCUUACUGGGUUUUUCUGGAGCACAUGGAAUGGGUACGCAUUCUGUACAUGCAUUUGCUGACAGCUCAUGUUAGUAAAAUCUCAUUUAAAAAAGAUUCCAGUUUAAAAGCCUGCAUUGUGAACACAGAUUAAAUGAGGACGAUAAAACCAGAGGCUGCUUUUCACGGAGGCUUUUCAUGUCGUGAUGUACAGCAACCUCUCAGAGCAAAAGCCAUAGUUUGGAAAAGUAAAAUAAUGAUAAUAUUGUAGUCGUACUACAUCAUCAGGAACUUCCUGGAUAGAUUUGCACUUGACAGAUAGAUCAGGUUAGUAGUCCACCUAGCAUUUUGUACCUUUCAUGUAUUAUGAUUACAUUCGAGUUGAAGGGCUAAGAGUCUGAAACUAUUUCUGAAAAAUAUAUACCCAGCAAUCUUUGAAUAACUCAGAGGGUCAUUUAACAGCCUGUACCGCUGUUCUGAAGGUAUUUCUAGAAUGACUCUUCCCUCAAUGACUCUUGUACAUGAAUGUACCCUGAUGUCCCCCUCAAAAAGACUUUUUUUAAAUCUUGAACGCACAUGAUAAUAAAAAAUAUAAUCUUUUGGGACUUUGCGGGAUACGUAGUCUUUCAACCAACUGGAAAAAUAACUAUUUUGUCCACAGCUCCAUAAAAAAAUCUUCAAUCCAGUUUCCCAAGUUGCACCUUUAUCUCCUCAUCCAAACAAAGAAAUGUCAGAAAUGUCCUUGCUGAAUUUGUACAACGUAAACCAAAAAAAACAAAGUUUUAUUAGCCUAAAUCAGUGUUACUUUUUAUUAUUUCAUAGAGAUGCAGGAAAGGAAACGGGUUAUAAAUGUUUGUGCAGUGGGUGGAAUAUUUUUUCAUCCAGAUGGACAGAAAAGUGAUUGAGGAGACUUGAACUAUUUUCAGAACAACAUUGAAUGUUUAAGGACCGUCUGGGUCUUCAAAGAUCAUUGGGUAUUUAUUAUUUCAGAAAAACGAAUGCUUAGGAGUGUGACUUGAAUAUAAUGAGAGGCACAAAGUGGGACUAGAAUUUACCAUGUUGAUUAUCAUUAACAUUACCGAAGAAACUACCAUCUCUUUAUUAGACUUUUAACAUGCAGCAAGGUUUAACCUUAUUGCUAGCAAUUAAGCAAUUAUUUCUGCGCUGUAGGAUCAUAUCCUGCCUGCACAAAAGUUAGCUAUCACCCUUUGUUGAAAUACCCACGUGGACGUCUGUUUUUCUAGAAUUCUGCUACCCAACCCAAACCUGUCAGGCCCCAUUUUGUUGCAUAAAGGUUCCGACUUGGGCCAGGUUCCUGUUUGGUUGUUUUCCAAUUUAUUAAGAAAUUCUCUUUUUUUUCUCCAUGACUGUCCCCAUUGUCUUCAUCCAUGUUUGUCAUGUGUUUCAAGUAGAUCCGCAGUGUCCAGGGAGAACAGAGUGUUUUCAUUUUCAUUUCUGCUGGGUCACAUUAAGUUGCAGGAUCAGUUCUAUUCAGUACUGUGUGUUUUCUGUCUUCAACAAAAAAUCUAUGUGGUGGGUCCAACCUUUAUUCAGAAGGGCUGUGUUCAAGAACCCACCUGCUGAAAUGUCCAUGAAUAAGACACUCAAGGAAAUAGGAUUUCAAUAGAGAAUUAGAAAAAAGAAUUCCUUUGUUCUGAGUUAAUUUACACACUGAAAAUGGACCAUGAUUGUCAGUGCUCAGAUGAAGAUUAAUUGAGAGAACGUGUGUUUUCUCUGUGUCUUCAUGUUAUUCUGUCAUGUCUUUGGUGAUUUUGUCCUGUCAAACAGUCUCAGAGGGAGUAACAUUAUUAAUUGUAAGCUCUUCCUCAUACGUCACAUUUACAUGUUGAUAACUCAUGUUUAACUCAUGUCAUGCUAAUUUCAGAAAUUUUAUGAUUACCACUGUAUAUGUACUACUCAUAUCUGCACAUUUACUUGUGUUUCGAUGCAUUUACUUGCACAAGAGAAAAUGAUUAGAGAUGGAAGCUGAGUUGUAAUUAUGUACAACAUUGGAAUAUAUAGCAAGGACCAUAUUGAGAGGUUGUGAUAAUCAUGCUGUUAUGGGGCACUUUAAAGCUCCUCAGAAUGUUCCUUUAAGGUAUAGUACUGUAUUUUUUCAGCCCAUUUCAGGUUUAGGUUGUGCUUUCUAAUGAAUAGUCAGAUUCUUCAGAUAACGAUGCAUGCAAUGAUGAAGCGAUGUUUCUACCUCAAUAGACAUUUCUGUCACUCACUGUCACUGAGAAGAACCAUCGUUGAAACAAAUCUUGUCCCCCCACCCUUCUAGACUGUGGAUGCUAGACUUGAAUCGAUCAAUGUUUAAGCAGUGUUCAGUAUGUGAAUGUUAGACUUACAGACUGUACUGUAUUUUACCAAGUGAAGUACUCAGGGGUGACUGAAAAACAACACUAAUACUUUAUUUACACAUGCAUUUAAAUGAUUAAUUACUAGAAGUGGAUGAUAAUUAUAUAAUCUGUGUCUGUUAAUGCUGAAAAAGUGAAAAACCUCCAUUAUGUUAACUGAUGUAUCAAAUAGCGCUAAAAUGAAUGAUUUGAGUUUUAUUGAAUAAAUUAUGCAUAGAACUGUUA
This is a messenger RNA of Siniperca chuatsi (mandarin fish), 7301 nucleotides long. It is a transcript of the gene paqr9, whose product is annotated as progestin and adipoQ receptor family member 9. Lineage: Eukaryota; Metazoa; Chordata; Actinopteri; Centrarchiformes; Sinipercidae. Bases 2572 to 3732 code for a protein of 386 amino acids. Gene Ontology annotation, cellular component: membrane. The transcript has a single exon. The record is from RefSeq and is a predicted model, not a curated record. Gene Ontology annotation, molecular function: signaling receptor activity.